UGGAGCAACUGAUCGACGUUUAUUGAUUAUCAAACAAGCAGUCUUUACGCUUUCUUGUUUGAAAUCUCAACAACCUUUUGUUAGCGGAAAGAUGACGGAGAGAGCGCAGAGCCCAACGGCAGCAGACUGCAGACCCUAUGAGGUCAACAGGGCCAUGUAUCCUCAAGCCGCGGGCCUGGAUGGACUUGGCGGAGCGUCCUUGCAGUUCGCGCACGGCAUGCUUCAGGAUCCAAGUCUGAUUUUUAACAAAGCCCAUUUCAACGGAAUCACCCCCGCGACAGCCCAGACCUUCUUCCCAUUCCCAGGCGAUUUUAAAACGAAUGAUUUGCAAGGUGGGGACUUUACGCAACCCAAACACUGGUACCCUUUUGCGGCCCCCGAGUUCACCGGGCAAGUUGCAGGAGCGACGGCCGCCACUCAGCCGGCGAACAUCAGCCCUCCUAUCGGCGAGACCAGGGAGCAAAUCAAGAUGCCAUCUGCGGUCAAAACCGAGAAAGAUGUUGAAGAAUACGGGAAUGAAGAAAACAAGCCGCCGUCACAAUAUCACCUCACUGCCGGAACAUCCUCCGUCCCCACCGGGGUGAACUACUACACACCAUGGAACCCUAAUUUCUGGCCUGGACUGUCCCAUAUUACGGCCCAAGCUAAUAUUUCCCAAGCUCCCCCGACUCCCUCCGCUUCAUCACCAUCCCUGUCUCCGUCUCCCCCUGGAAAUGGGUUCGGAAGCCCGGGAUUCUUCAGCGGAGGUACUGCGCAAAAUAUUCCAUCAGGUCAAGCGCAAAGUGCACCCCGGAGCAGUGGGUCUUCCAGUGGAGGAUGCAGUGAUUCUGAGGAGGAGGAGACUCUGACAACUGAAGAUUUGGAGCAGUUUGCGAAAGAGCUCAAACACAAGCGCAUCACUCUGGGCUUCACGCAGGCAGAUGUGGGACUUGCGCUUGGAAACUUGUAUGGCAAAAUGUUCAGUCAGACGACAAUCUGCCGCUUUGAGGCUCUCCAACUAAGUUUCAAGAACAUGUGCAAACUGAAGCCGCUGUUGCAGAGGUGGUUGAACGAGGCCGAAAACUCCGAGAACCCUCAAGAUAUGUACAAAAUUGAGCGGGUGUUCGUCGACACGCGAAAAAGAAAACGGAGGACCAGCUUGGAAGGCACAGUCCGUUCUGCUCUAGAGUCGUACUUUGUGAAGUGCCCCAAACCCAACACUCUGGAGAUAACGCACAUAUCUGAUGAUCUUGGCCUGGAGAGAGAUGUAGUGCGUGUAUGGUUCUGCAACCGUAGACAGAAGGGAAAGCGUCUAGCUUUGCCCUUUGACGACGAAUGCGUCGAAGCACAGUAUUAUGAGCAGAGUCCACCACCUCCGCCCCAUAUGGGUGGCACAGUGCUCCCAGGGCAAGGUUAUCCUGGACCAGCCCAUCCUGGAGGAGCCCCUUCCUUAUACAUGCCAUCCCUCCACCGACCGGAGGUCUUCAAAAACGGCUUGCACCCUGGUUUGGUGGGUCAUCUCACCAGCUAACUGCCUCCAGGUGCCUGCUAAAGUUUAUAGAAUGUGCCAAGCUAUGGAUCAAAUCAGCCAUGCUUAUUAUUUUUUAUUUUUUUGUAACGCUGCAUCUGUUUAUUUUGGUUCUUUCCAUACGUGCCUUGGGACACUUAAUUGUUUAGUGUCUGGUUUUAACCAUUCACACUAGCAACCUGAUGGAUUAUUGUGUAAUGGGUGCUUUGUUGAACUACUGCGUUUGCACAUGAAGUCAUAGGCUCCUAAUUUUUAUAGUUGUUUUUAACGACGUUUGCUCAUGUAUCGGUUUUUAUGUACAUAUAUUUGUCUUUAACGUUUGAUAUUUGAUGAUUUUCCAAAGUAUAUUUCAAUAUUUGUCUCCAUUUUGUGGUUUUCUCAUAUUUGUGUGAACU
Molecule: messenger RNA, 1902 nt
Organism: Danio aesculapii
Lineage: Eukaryota; Metazoa; Chordata; Actinopteri; Cypriniformes; Danionidae
Gene: pou5f3
Product: POU domain, class 5, transcription factor 3
Exons: 5
Coding region: 92-1510 (472 amino acids)
Biological process (GO): regulation of transcription by RNA polymerase II
Molecular function (GO): DNA-binding transcription factor activity, RNA polymerase II-specific; RNA polymerase II cis-regulatory region sequence-specific DNA binding
Source: RefSeq, a predicted model, not a curated record